AUGCUCCCCGUUGGCAAAAGAUUCCAGACAGGUCUUCUAUCAAAUGUUCGUCAGCUCGCUUACACAAGCCGACUUCCCACCAGCUCGGGCGUUAAUUUCUCUCAGCUUCUACACUGCACCGUGCUCACGACGCCGACGCCCCAGACGGCCCAUGAGGUUCAAUACAUCCACCAGCAGCUUAAAGCGCUUGUGGAAAGCGACGCUAGCUUAGCUAAUACAAAGAUGGUUCAUUUUCUGAACGCACCUACGCGCGGAAAGCCUUCUUUCUACAACGAGGUGAUUUUCCACUCAAACAACGUCGAGGAAUUGGCGUUGUUACGAAACAAACUAGCACCGAUUAUCGGACUUCUCAGAUUGAGAACCUGGGACUAUGUGACCGACAGACAGACCAAACUUACUACGAAACUGGACCGCACCCAGAGACCAAAUGAAUUAACGGCGCCCUCUGCGUUCGGGUUGAGUUUUCCGUUCAAGGAGCGGAAAUAUGGCUUUUUGUACAGUCACCUCCAGAUUUCCGAAGCCACAAUGGACGAUCCGUUCUACCACCUAGAAACUGGUCCACAUAUUUCAAAGUUGACCAAAACCGAGUUCAUAGCUCCCCGACACUUUAACUAUGACAAAGCCUUCCAGGUGAACCUCGAAGAGCGCGAGGAUACGCUCAAGACGUUGCAAUUAUUGCAGCUUCUUCCCGAGAGUCACGAGCUAGAACAUACAAAAGAAGAGGUACAAAAGGACUUUGCUGCCAUUUUCCAGGGCUUUACAGGAUUCAACGCUAGUGCCAAAAAUACUACCCCGCCAUCUACAACUGACACUAUGGACUAUCUCUUUGCAGCAGACCGCGGGGAAAUGCUACCUAAUGAGGCCCCACAGCCACCACACAAGAAAGACGUGAAAAAGAUAAAUAAAGACCGCGUUAAGAAUGCGUUAAUGAAGAAGUUUCUGCGCUGA
This is a messenger RNA of Babjeviella inositovora NRRL Y-12698, 948 nucleotides long. RefSeq lists its product as uncharacterized. NCBI's taxonomy places the organism in Eukaryota, Fungi, Ascomycota, Pichiomycetes, Serinales. The transcript has a single exon. Bases 1 to 948 code for a protein of 315 amino acids. The record is from RefSeq and is a predicted model, not a curated record.